AUGUCGUCCUCAUAUACGAGACAGAAACGAGGAGGCGAGGAGGACGACUCGGACGGCGCAGAGCAAUCCUCGUCCAAGAAGCCGCGAUUUGACGUCCGAAACCCCUCUGCGCUCGCACCAGAUGCCCUGGAGGACGAUGCUGUUUUGGAUGCGGACGAGUUUGGCCAUAGGGGCCAAAAAGUUCGUCGAAAUGCUGUAAAAGUGGAAGGGUUCGAGUCGGACAGCGAGAAUGAAGGAUUCGACGCCCGCGCUGAAGCAAAGUCGAAGGCUAAAAAACGGGAGAAUCGUGCUGAUGACGACGACGAUAUGUUUGCCGAACUUGAAGAAGACUUUGCAGAAAACGAUGAUGAAGAUGAGACAGGCGGAGUGAAGCAUAAGAAGCAGGUUCGGUUCCUGGAAACGGAUGAGAUAGAGGGACAGGUUAAUUCGUCGAGAGCUGGAGGGAAGGUUACCCUAGAUACCCGAUCAGCCGGCGGAAUAGGAAAAGGAAGAGCUAUUGAUGAUGAUGAGGAGGAGGAUGAUGAUAGUGGGAGUGAUGUUGGCGACGAUGUCCGCGCUGCCCUGCCAACAGACGUGGACAAGGAGCUUGGAGCUGGGAGCAAGAAGCAGCAUGCACCUCUCCUCGAUGCCUUCAACAUGCGGGCUGAGCAAGAGGAAGGCCGCUUCGAUGACGCCGGGAAUUACGUUCGAAAAGCAAUGGACCCCGACGCUGUUCACGAUUCAUGGUUAGAAGGUGUAUCGAAGAAAGAUAUGCGAAAGGCGAAAGAGGCGGCGGAGAAAAGAGAGGAGGAAAGACGCCAGCAAUCUCUUGUUGCCGACAAGGUGCUGACUAGUGAUGUCUUGAAGACAUUGAUACAACAUCUUGAUCGAGGAGAGACUAUUAUCGAAGCUCUAGCAAGGCUGGGCAAAGGGCUAAAGCACCGGCCUAAAUGGCAGAAUAAGAGCAAAAAGAAUCAAAAAAGGGCCAAUGGGGCAACUGAGGAUGUGGAAAUGCAGGAGGAAGACCCAAAGGAAACAGAGAAGAAGCGGGCUGUGGAAGAAAUUACUGAAGCUGCUGAUAUGCUGCUAAGUCGUGGCCAGACAGAUAUCUACGAUACGGAGCGCGAGCUUCUCACUCGCAUGUAUCAACGGGAAACAGGAGAGCAGUGGGUAGACCCUCCUGGCCCCGAGACAACAGUUGACGAUGGUGGAGAUGGAGAGAAUAGUGAGAUGUGGGAGUUCCGCUGGUCGGAUUCUCGAGAUGGCGGGAUAAUACAUGGCCCCUACGAUAAGCCAACUAUGCAGUCAUGGAGUGGUGCCGGAUAUUUCUCACAAGGUGGAGCGGAGUUUAGAGUCGUUGGAAGCUCAGGUCCCUGGAACCCAGGGGAUCCAUUCUCAUGA
Molecule: messenger RNA, 1380 nt
Organism: Trichophyton benhamiae CBS 112371
Lineage: Eukaryota; Fungi; Ascomycota; Eurotiomycetes; Onygenales; Arthrodermataceae
Exons: 1
Coding region: 1-1380 (459 amino acids)
Cellular component (GO): U5 snRNP
Molecular function (GO): protein binding
Source: RefSeq, a predicted model, not a curated record